UUUUUCCCUUUUUCUUUUCUUUAUUUAUUAAACAUGAGUACCGAUUCAAUGGCUCGCAAGAAUUACAAAUGGUUAAGCAUUCUGUUAUUUAUAUCAAGCAUAGCUUUACUAUCAACCUACUAUACAACACCCAGUACAUCAAGUUACUCUUAUUAUAGACGAGCCGUAUUUUAUAGAGAUGAUUCCGAAUUAGAAACAACCAAUACAUCUGUGAUGAGUUGGACAGAUGGCAAUGGUGCUGUCCAUCAAUUGCCCAUAGAAACCUUCUUUUCUAAAUCAUUCUCUUAUUCUGGGCAAUCUAAGAUUAUCCCAUACUACUAUAAAGCUGAAAUGAACCUGGAGUCCAAAGACAUCACUAUCGUUACCUUGGUCACCAGGAACAGAAUACCCAAUUUAGCAAGAUUGGCAAAAAAAUAUAAAGGCCCUAUAUCUACUACAAUUCAUAUAUCAGAUGAUGAAGAAGGAGAGUACACUUUGGAAAUCUUGGAGCAAACCAUGGAAAAGAGCCCAGAUAUGCGUAAAUAUGUGGAUGUUCACAUCGUACGUGAUGAAUUUGACAGAGAACUUAACCUGUGGAGAAAUGUGGCCAAGUUGUUUGCAAGAACUGACUAUGUACUGCUACUUGACAUCGACUUUUACCCUUGUACAGAUAUAAGGAAUAGCGUUUUGAAUAACCCCAAAGCCAUGUCCCUACUUGAAUCCGGUGAGGCUGCGCUAGUGAUUCCUGCAUUUGAAUUUUCAAAACAAGAAGAUGGCUUGGAUUACCGCACAUUUCCCAAGAAUAAGCCUGAUCUCAUAAAAGCCUACGAGGACAAAAAGAUUGAAAUGUUCCACUCAUUUUGGUUACCUGGUCAUGCUCCUACAGAUUACGAUCGUUGGACUUCUGUUGAUGAUGGCACCAUCUAUGAAGUGACUACCUACCAGCACUCUUAUGAGCCCUAUGUUAUCUAUAAGAAUCAAGGAUCUCCCUGGUGUGAUGAGCGAUUCGCUGGCUAUGGAAGUAACAAGGCUGCAUGUCUCUAUGAGCUCUAUAUCUCUGGUGUAGAUUAUUAUGUUUUACCAAAUGACUUUAUCAUUCAUCAAACACACGCAUACCCUGAUGAAGCAAGACAAGUGGAAAGAUAUUAUAAUAGAAGACUGUAUACACAAUUUAGGGAAGAAUUAUGUAUUCGAUUAGCACGUAGAUUCAUCUCUCAAAAGAAGUGGGAUGAUCCUAUAUCAGAUAACUUGCGUAGAGAGUGUGCCUCUAUUAAACCAUUCCAAAGAGCCAUUGCGAGAUUCAUGUAACAUUUUAUUCACUUUCUUUGGCUUAUAUAUUUGCUUGUACAUUACCAUCUUUUUUUCUUUUUUCAUUCUUUUUUCUCUUUACAUACAUAAUAAUAAACAUUUAUACAAAAAUGGCAAUUUAAACUCUUACCAAAUAUAUAAGCCCAAAAUACAGAUUUUAAGCCAUAUGUGGUAAAGUGAACAGACAAAGGACUUCACUAGGCGUACGUGUCUUUGUCAAGUGCCACUUUAUUUCU
Messenger RNA from Rhizopus microsporus ATCC 52813, 1523 nucleotides. RefSeq lists its product as uncharacterized. The record is from RefSeq and is a predicted model, not a curated record. Gene Ontology annotation, biological process: protein O-linked glycosylation via mannose. NCBI's taxonomy places the organism in Eukaryota, Fungi, Mucoromycota, Mucoromycetes, Mucorales, Rhizopodaceae. The coding region runs from base 34 to 1287 and encodes 417 amino acids. Gene Ontology annotation, molecular function: glucuronosyltransferase activity; xylosyltransferase activity. The transcript is spliced from 3 exons.